UUCUUUCCCACGGAAGAAAACCACAGAAGAACUCAGCAGCAGAGAGCCUACAGAACCUGAAUGUAGUGUACAACAAGACAGUUUGUCACCACAGAAAGAGGAGGUGCACACAAAUGAGGGACAAGACGACAACUCUAACUUACCUAAAGUCACAGGUGAUGUUAAUUCCAAAUUGAUGGACCAAACUGAAGUCAGUGACACAUACCUGUAUAAGUUGGCAGUGACAAAUACUGAUGGUUCUCCAAUCUCUCUGGAGGAGAGUGGAUCGUCUUUACAAACCCUGCAAUCAGAAAUCAACGUUCCUUCAGACCCCCAACUUCUGCAAAAAGACUCCAGCUUCCACUCCAUUGGACACCGAAGAAAAAUGGGGUCUAGCCGUAAAAGCAAAGGAAGACCUCAUGUCAAAGACUCUGGUGCUGAAUCAGACCAGGAACCUACAGUGGAUGUUGUUGGAAAUACCAGAGAUAAUGAAACCCAAGAAGGAACAGAAAUGGCUUUAGAAAUAAAGACUGAAGUGCAGGAAAAAUCUAUGGAGACGUUGCUUAAAGAAACGGACACAUUUGACCUGACUCAGACUGAAGGUGUUAGUGAAGAAGUUAAAGGAAAUGCACAAGAUGACACACUUGUUGGCAUCGCGGAUCUCAAUAGUUUGGGUUUACAGUCAAGUUUGACAACAGCUCAUCUGGAGAUUGACCAAUCAAAUGUCAGGGAUGACCCAGAUGAAGAACCUCCCAAUCUGUGUUCUGUAACAGAAAAAGAAAACGAGGAAGGAGCCGAGGACACAGAACCGUUCAGGCCAGAUGGAAGUUUACCAGACAAAUAUUUGCUGCGUGAAGAUAUGGAGUCUUCUUUCCCACCGGAGAAAACCACAGAAGAACUCAGCAGCAGAGAGCCUACAGAACCUGAAUGUAGUGUACAACAAGACAGUUUGUCACCACAGAAAGAGGAGGUGCACACAAAUGAGGGACAAGACGACAACUCUAACUUACCUAAAGUCACAGGUGAUGUUAAUUCCAAAUUGAUGGACCAAACUGAAGUCAGUGACACAUACCUGUAUAAGUUGGCAGUGACAAAUACUGAUGGUUCUCCAAUCUCUCUGGAGGAGAGUGGAUCGUCUUUACAAACCCUGCAAUCAGAAAUCAACGUUCCUUCAGACCCCCAACUUCUGCAAAAAGACUCCAGCUUCCACUCCAUUGGACACCGAAGAAAAAUGGGGUCUAGCCGUAAAAGCAAAGGAAGACCUCAUGUCAAAGACUCUGGUGCUGAAUCAGACCAGGAACCUACAGUGGAUGUUGUUGGAAAUACCAGAGAUAAUGAAACCCAAGAAGGAACAGAAAUGGCUUUAGAAAUAAAGACUGAAGUGCAGGAAAAAUCUAUGGAGACGUUGCUUAAAGAAACGGACACAUUUGACCUGACUCAGACUGAAGGUGUUAGUGAAGAAGUUAAAGGAAAUGCACAAGAUGACGCACUUGUUGGCAUCCCGGAUCUCAAUAGUUUGGGAUUACAGUCAAGUUUGACAACAGCUCAUCUGGAGAUUGACCAAUCAAAUGUCAGGGAUGACCCAGUAUACCUGUAUAAAUUGGCAGUGACAAAUACUGAUGGUUCUCCAAUCUCUGUGGAGGAGAGUGGAUUGUCUUUACAAACCCUGCAAUCAGAAAUCAACGUUCCUUCAGACCCCCAACAUCUGCAAAAAGCCUCCAGCUUCCACUCCAUUGGACACCGAAGAAAAAUGGGGUCUAGCCGUAGAAACAAAGUAAGACCUCAUGUCAAAGACUCUGGUGCUGAAUCAGACCAGGAACCUACAGUGGAUGUUGUUGGAAAUACCAGAGAUUAUGAAACCCAUGAAGAAACAGAAAUGGCUUUAAAAAAAGAUUUGGAAGUUCAAGAAAGGUCAAUGGAGACGUUCCUUAAAGAAACAGAUACAUUUGACAUGACUCAGACUGAAGGUGUAAGUGAUCAAGUUAAAGGAAAUGCACAAGAUGACAAUCGAGUUAGCAUUGACUUAACUAGUUCUAGUUCAGCAGUAGAUCGCCAGAUAGUUGAACAUUCAAAUUUCAGACAGACGUCCGACAAAGAACUUCCUAAAGUGUGUUGUGUGACCGAAAAAGACAACAGAGAGUCUUCUGUUGCACUGGAGAUAAGCACAGAAAGACGCCCUGAGGAACACAAUGAAACUGAAUGCACUGUUGAGCAAGCAGAAUUUUCACCUUUAGAAGACAAGUUGUCUAUAAACGAGGGACAAAAACAACCCGUCACAGGAACUUGGCAUUCACACAAAUCGAUAAAUCAGACAAAGAAAGAACAUGAAUCCCAAGAAACUAAUGUUUCAAAGGAGAUCCCUAAAGUUGAACUGUUUUCUGCUCCACCCACUUUGGACCCAUGUGACUUUGGCCUCAAGCAAGCCGAGACAACUGUAGAUGUGUCUGAGCAAAGUGGCACUUCCAGCCUGCAAGGGAUGCAAGAACCUAAUAAUUCAGAUGACAUUGUAAUUUUGCAUGGAAGAUCCACACAGAAGAGGAGAAAGAUGGGCUCCACUCGCCAGACACAGUUCAGUGGGAAACGUCGGGAGAAGAGAGCACAAACCCAAGAAAGUGACCCAGAAGCCGACACUGGGAAUCUUGACAGAAUGGAAAAAGUGGAGGAGUUAACAACGAUUUCAACUGCGGAGGUGUCGCAGAGUGAAAAUGCCAAACUGCCACCGAGUGUCGUCUAUAAAGAGCAGCAGGAAACCAAUGAAGCUCGCGCGGAGGAGAAAAAGCUAAUAGGCUUAUUCAAAGAUACUUCAAAGGCUCUCCCUCCCGAGCAAUCGGCCUCCCUCAGUGAAGAAGUUGUUGAUCCUGUUGAGUUUGUUGCAGCUGAUGCGAAGCACCAUAAGGGAAACGCAGCUGUCAGUGGGGAGCCGUCCCAUUAUACAUCACCCACUGAGGUGCUAAACACGACAAAUCCAAGGCUGUCAAGUAGUAAAGACACACCAAACUAUAGUAUGACAGGGGCGGCCUCUGUGACUGCGUGCGAGCCCACAAAGAGUACCCGAAAUGAUGAGGAAAGAGUAGAGAAUGUAGACAUAACGAAGGACAUUGCUUUGAUUUCAACAGAAGCUUGUGUUGUGGCAGAUUUGGAAACAGUGAAGUCCGGGACCGAACGAGGAGCUGCAGAAGAGCACAUCACUACUCAAGCAAUGGAGCUGGAGCCAGACAACGCGGAGGAAGCAGCUCCCAGUAGGGAUCCGGACAUGGAGAACGCGGGUCCAUGUUUGGAUCCAAAAAACAGGAGAAGAAAAAUGGGCUCCACUCGCAGGAAUCUCAGAACAGGAAGCAAACAAGAAGACUCGCAUCAAACGCAGGACGUGAGUGACAGAGUAACGGAGACUGUGACUAAUGUUGCAGAUGUAAGGAUUGAAAGUUCCUCAAGCAAAAAAGAUGAGCUACAAGUUGACGCAGCAGACAAAGACGGUGGCACUGAAACAACAGAGUCCAGCCACACUAGUGAGUCUCACAAACCUCCGCCCCACCGGACAUUUGAAGAAAAUCCUGUUUCUCAAGGCCGGAUGUUGGAAACAGAGCAUCAAGCUGCUCCCAGUUAUCUCUCAGCAGAACCAUCCACUCCUCCUAAAGAUGGUUUAAUAGCAGAAUCAGCAUUUGGUGGAAGAAGAAGGAAAAUGGGAUCUAACCGAAAGUCACACCAAAGCCAUGAAACCCAAACUGCAAGAGUAGACAAAAUGAAAGAUACACAAAAUGAGAGAGAUGUCAGAAGUAUCAGAGAAGAAAAUCCCAUCGAGACUGAAGAGCUGAGAGAAGAAAGUUCAAAGGUUGACCAAAGUCACAAGAAGCAAUUAGCCAACCUCAGCAGCUCAAAGGAAGGAGAUGACGCGACGCCUGUCAGUGAGAAGACGCCUGAACCAGUGACUGCAGCUCAACAGUAUGCCGGGUUCCAAAGUCAAAUGUUUUCUCUGGAAGAACGAUCAGAUCUGCGAUCAAAGGCUUACAACGUGAUGAUGGUUGGAGACAGCAGUGUGGGAAAAUCCUCAUUCAUGAAAAGAGCGCAAAGUGGAAAGUUUUCUUUAGAUUUACCCGCCUCCGUUGGACUGGAUUACUGUAUGUGGACCGUGCUCGUGGAAGGAAAACCUGUGGUGCUGCAGCUGUGGGAUACAGCGGGUCAAGAGAGGUUUCACAGCAUCACGAAACAGACCUUCCACAAGGCCCACGCAUUUCUCCUGAUGUACGACAUCACUUGCUCUCAGAGUUUUUUUGCAGUCAGCUACUGGGAAAGAUGUAUUCGGGAAGCGGCUGCAGAAGGUGUGACCAUUAUACUUGUUGGCAAUAAAAGUGAUGGUGCAGAGCGGCAGGUGAAAAGUCAAGAGGCGGAUAUUCUUGCUGCGGAAUACAAAUUUGAGUUCAUGGAGUGUAGCGCUGCCACAGGUGAAAAUGUGGUUCAGUGUUUGGAAACCGUGGCCAGGAUGUUGAGUCAAAAAGAUGAAACAAGAGAAGAUAACAUGGUCUUACGUAAAGAGCCUCAACAAAAGACAAAGUCAAGAUGUUGCUGAACAAGAUGGAAAGUGGAAGAAACCUGCACAGCGAACACACCGCACCGGCAUUCCAGAGAACGUGCAUGACAGCUAAAUCUGCUACUCUAACCACUCAGUUUAUUACCAGUUUUAUUUUUAAAUUCUCUCUCUCUCACAUAUAUAUAUAUAGACAUUCCUCAGAUAUUGAUUAUAUAAUGAGUUGAAUAAUAAUGUAAAUAUAAGUUCAAUAAACCAAAUUCAAUAUUCAAAUUAAAACUGCUGUAAACUCUCAAAUGCUGCAACAAGUGCUUUUUCGCCCCUUGUUUCCCCCCUAAUAAAUUCAGGGUCAGGGGGUACUCGAAUGAAAGAAAUAUUGCAAAUAAAUUAUUGGAAGUUCGGGAACCACAGAAUAAUAUUCAAAUGUAAGAGUAAGACAUUACUGCCACAAAAUAUACUGAAAAUUAAGCAUUUA
Molecule: messenger RNA, 4976 nt
Organism: Gasterosteus aculeatus aculeatus (three-spined stickleback)
Lineage: Eukaryota; Metazoa; Chordata; Actinopteri; Perciformes; Gasterosteidae
Gene: rab44
Product: RAB44, member RAS oncogene family
Molecular function (GO): GTP binding; GTPase activity
Source: RefSeq, a predicted model, not a curated record